Messenger RNA from Protopolystoma xenopodis, 348 nucleotides. The record is from the annotation of a GenBank genome assembly. NCBI's taxonomy places the organism in Eukaryota, Metazoa, Platyhelminthes, Monogenea, Polystomatidea, Polystomatidae.
AUGCUGUCGACAAGGUGGAGAAUGAACUCGAUCUCGAUGCCAUCAAGAAGAAUGGAGUCGGAGAGGAGAGGAGAUGAUAUGGCUGAAGUGAAUAAGACCGACGAGUUGGAGGAUGUUGUCAUGACUGACGAUAUCGAUGAAAUCCAUGAUUUCUAUGAUGUUAAUGAUGUUGAUGAUGUUGAUAAUACCGACAUGUUGGAGGAUUUUGACAAGACAAAGGAAGCAAAUGAGGCCAACGAUGUCGAUGAUGUCGAUGACGUUACUGAUGUUGAUGAUGUCGAUAAGACUGACAUGUUGGAUGAUAUUUACAAGACUAACGAAGCAAAUGUAGCCAACAAUGUCGAUGAA